AUGGAGGAGAGCCAGGGACAGGAGUCAAACACUGUCAAUUUGAUAGAGAAGGAGAUAAGGUGCCGCCAGCCUGAGGGCUGCAAUGUGGGGCACCCCGGAAAAAGAUGCCGCAGCCGCCAUCUUUGUUUUGUGCUGAAAGUCGCUAUUGACGCCCGCGGACAGCCGGGCGAAGGGAAGUGGCAAGAUGGCGACUCCCACGGCGGAGGCGUGGAGGAGCACGGAGGGCCCCGUCACGGCCACCGCGCCGUGGCCAUCAAGGAGCUCAUCGUGGUGUUCGGCGGUGGCAACGAGGGGAUAGUGGAUGAACUGCACGUGUACAACACGGCAACCAACCAGUGGUUCAUCCCAGCUGUGAGAGGGGACAUCCCCCCUGGGUGUGCAGCCUAUGGCUUUGUGUGUGACGGGACUCGCCUGCUGGUGUUUGGUGGAAUGGUAGAGUAUGGGAAGUACAGCAAUGACCUCUACGAGCUCCAGGCAAGUCGGUGGGAGUGGAAGAGACUCAAAGCAAAGACACCCAAAAACGGGCCCCCUCCGUGUCCUCGGCUUGGGCACAGCUUCUCUCUUGUGGGCAACAAAUGCUACCUGUUUGGGGGUUUGGCCAACGAUAGCGAGGACCCCAAGAACAACAUUCCGAGGUACCUGAAUGACUUAUACAUCCUGGAAUUACGGCCAGGCUCCGGAGUGGUGGCCUGGGACAUCCCCAUCACUUAUGGCGUCCUGCCCCCACCGCGGGAGUCGCACACUGCUGUGGUCUACACUGAGAAAGACAACAAGAAGUCCAAGCUGGUGAUCUACGGAGGGAUGAGCGGCUGCCGCCUGGGGGACCUCUGGACCCUAGAUAUAGAGACUCUGACAUGGAAUAAGCCCAGUCUCAGUGGAGUGGCACCUCUUCCUCGAAGUCUCCACUCGGCCACAACCAUAGGCAACAAAAUGUACGUGUUUGGUGGCUGGGUGCCUCUCGUCAUGGAUGACGUCAAAGUGGCCACACACGAGAAGGAGUGGAAGUGCACCAAUACACUGGCUUGUCUCAACCUGGAUACCAUGGCCUGGGAGACCAUCCUGAUGGACACACUGGAGGACAAUAUUCCCCGAGCCCGAGCUGGCCACUGUGCCGUGGCCAUCAACACCCGCCUGUACAUAUGGAGUGGGCGUGAUGGCUACCGAAAGGCCUGGAACAACCAGGUCUGCUGCAAGGACCUCUGGUACCUGGAAACAGAAAAACCACCGCCUCCAGCCCGGGUACAGCUGGUGCGCGCUAACACCAACUCCCUGGAGGUGAGCUGGGGGGCAGUGGCAACCGCCGACAGUUACCUUCUACAGCUCCAGAAAUACGACAUUCCUGCCACGGCUGCAACUGCCACCUCCCCCACACCCAAUCCAGUCCCGUCCGUGCCUGCCAACCCCCCCAAGAGCCCUGCCCCCGCAGCAGCCGCACCUGCUGUGCAGCCGCUGACCCAAGUAGGCAUCACACUCCUGCCCCAGGCCGCCGCCACACCCCCUACCACCACCACCAUCCAGGUGUUGCCACCAGUGCCAGGAAGCUCAAUUUCCGUGCCCGCUGCAACCAGGACACAAGGUGUUCCUGCUGUUCUCAAAGUGACUGGUCCUCAGGCUACAACGGGAACCCCCUUGGUCACCAUGCGACCCGCUAGCCAAGCCGGGAAAGCCCCUGUCACUGUGACCUCCCUUCCUGCAGGCGUGCGAAUGGUUGUGCCAUCCCAGAGUGCUCAGGGGACGGUGAUCGGCAGCAACCCACAGAUGAGUGGCAUGGCUGCGUUGGCCGCUGCAGCCGCUGCCACCCAGAAGAUCCCUCCUUCCUCGGCGCCAACUGUGCUGAGUGUCCCAGCAGGCACCACCAUCGUCAAGACCGUGGCCGUGACACCUGGUACUACCACCCUCCCGGCCACUGUCAAGGUGGCUUCCUCACCAGUCAUGGUGAGCAACCCAGCCACUCGGAUGCUGAAGACUGCAGCUGCCCAGGUGGGGACAUCCGUCUCCUCCGCUGCCAACACAUCCACUCGCCCCAUCAUCACGGUGCACAAGUCCGGGACUGUGACUGUGGCCCAGCAAGCCCAGGUGGUCACCACAGUUGUGGGCGGGGUCACCAAGACCAUCACCCUGGUGAAGAGCCCCAUCUCUGUCCCAGGAGGCAGUGCUCUGAUUUCCAAUCUGGGCAAAGUGAUGUCAGUGGUCCAGACUAAACCAGUUCAGACUUCCGCAGUUACAGGCCAGGCGUCUACGGGCCCAGUGACUCAGAUCAUCCAGACCAAAGGGCCCCUGCCAGCUGGGACCAUCCUGAAGCUGGUGACCUCAGCAGAUGGCAAGCCCACCACCAUCAUCACUACCACGCAGGCCAGUGGGGCUGGGAGUAAGCCCACCAUCCUGGGCAUCAGCAGCGUGUCGCCCAGCACCACCAAGCCUGGCACGACCACUAUCAUCAAGACCAUCCCCAUGUCAGCCAUUAUCACCCAGGCGGGCGCUACAGGUGUGACAAGCAGUCCUGGCAUCAAGUCCCCCAUCACCAUUAUCACCACCAAGGUUAUGACUUCAGGAACUGGAACACCUGCGAAAAUCAUCACUGCUGUCCCCAAAAUUGCCACUGGCCACGGGCAGCAAGGAGUGACCCAGGUGGUGCUAAAGGGGGCCCCUGGACAGCCGGGCACCAUUCUUCGCACCGUGCCCAUGGGGGGCGUCCGCCUCGUCACCCCUGUCACUGUCUCUGCCGUCAAGCCGGCAGUCACCACACUGGUUGUGAAGGGCACCACAGGCGUCACAACUUUAGGCACGAUGACUGGCACCGUUUCCACCAGCCUCGCGGGAGCUGGGGGCCACAGUACCAGUGCCUCCCUGGCCACACCCAUCACCACCUUGGGCACCAUUGCCACCCUCUCAAGCCAAGUGAUCAAUCCCACUGCCAUCACUGUGUCUGCUGCUCAGACCACGCUGACGGGGGCCGGAAGUCUUACCACACCCACCAUCACGAUGCAGCCUGUCUCCCAGCCUACUCAGGUGACUCUGAUCACGGCACCCAGCGGGGUUGAGGCGCAGCCUGUGCACGACCUCCCUGUGUCCAUUCUGGCCUCGCCUACUACAGAGCAGCCCACAGCCACCGUCACCAUUGCCGAUUCUGGCCAGGGUGAUGUGCAGCCUGGCACCGUGACGCUGGUGUGCUCCAACCCUCCCUGCGAGACCCACGAGACAGGCACCACCAACACCGCCACCACCACUGUUGUUGCUAACAUGGGAGGGCACCCCCAGCCGACCCAAGUGCAGUUCGUCUGUGACAGGCCUGAUGCAGCUGCUUCCCUCGUGACCUCGACCGUGGGGCAGCAGAACGGCAGCGUGGUUCGCGUCUGCUCCAACCCACCCUGUGAGACCCACGAGACGGGCACCACCAACACGGCCACCACUGCCACCUCCAACAUGGCUGGGCAGCUUGGCUGCUCCAACCCGCCCUGCGAGACCCACGAGACGGGCACCACCAGCACCGCCACCACUGCCAUGUCGAGCAUCGGUGCCGGCCAGCAGCAAGGCACCCGGCACGCCUGCGUGGCCACCACCAUUCCUGUGGUCCGGAUCAGCGUGCCCACCGGGACACUGGAGGGAGCCCAGGGUUUCAAGUCUUCAUGCCAAACUCGCCAGACCAGCGCGACGAGUACCACCAUGACUGUGAUGGCUACCGGGACCUCGCACUCAGACAGCCCGCUCCUUGCGCCAAGCCGGGCCCUGGAGGCUGCAGGCCAUAGCCCUGCUUUUGUGCAGUUGGCCUCUACGACUAGCCAAGUCAGGCUGGGCCCCAGCAGCAAGGACAGCCCUGUCACUGACCUAGGUCAGUUGGUAUCCAUGGGGCACCAGCCAGAGGCACAGCACACCCACACAACCAACACCCCCACCACAGCCCGCUCCAGCAUGGGUGCUGGGGAGUCUGGCGAGCUGCGGGGGAUCCCCACGCCUGCAUACGAGAGCUCAUCUAGUGCCUCUGUGACUGUGACAGGCCUGGAGGCACUGCUGUGCUCCUCGGCCACCGUGACCCAGGUCUGCUCCAAUCCACCAUGUGAGACCCACGAGACGGGUACCACCAACACGGCCACUACCUCGAAUGCAGGCAAUGCCCAGCGGGUCUGCUCCAACCCACCAUGCGAGACCCACGAGACAGGCACAACCCAUACACCCACCACCGCCACCUCCGGUGGGGGUGCAGGCCAGCCCGAGGCGGGGCAGCAGCCUCCUGCCAGCCGCCCCUGUGAGACGCACCAGACCACUUCCACCGGCACCACCAUGUCAGUCAGUGUAGGUGCCCUGCUCCCGGACAGCACCCCGCCCCUCAGGACCCUGGAGUCGGGGAUGGAGGGGGCAGCACCGCCUACCAGUGCUUCCCAGGCCAGCACUUCGCUGCUGACCCCUUUCCCAACACAGAGGGUGUGCUCCAAUCCCCCCUGUGAGACUCACGAGACAGGCACCACGCACACGGCCACCACUGUCACCUCCAACAUGAGCUCAAACCAAGAUCCGCCACCAGCUGCCAGUGACCAAGGAGAGGUGGAGAGCACCCAGGGUGACAGUGUGAACAUCACCAGCUCCAGUGCCAUCACAACGACUGUGUCCUCCACGCUGACGCGGGCUGUGACCACCGUGACACAGUCCACGCCAGUCCCCGGCCCCUCUGUGCCGAAGAUCUCAUCAGUGACUGAAACUGCCCCAGGGGCUCUGACCACCGAAGUCCCCAUCCCGGCCACGAUAACAGUGACCAUAGCCAACACAGAAACUUCUGACAUGCCCUUCUCUGCUGUUGACAUCCUGCAGCCCCCAGAGGAGCUCCAGGCCUCCCCCGGGCCUCGCCAGCAGCUGCCGCCACAGCAACUCCUGCAGCCUGCCUCCACCCCCCUGAUGGGGGAGUCCACCGAGGUCCUGUCAGCUUCACAGACCUCUGAGCUCCAGGCCGCUGUGGAUCUGAGCAGUACAGGGGACCCCGCUUCGGGCCAGGAGUCUGCCAACUCCGCCAUGGUGGCCACUGUGGUGGUCCAGCCACCUGCGCCCACCCAGUCGGAAGUAGACCAGUUGUCACUUCCCCAAGAGCUGAUGGCUGAGGCCCAGGCAGGCACUACCACCCUCAUGGUCACAGGGCUCACCCCUGAGGAGUUGGCGGUGACUGCUGCUGCCGAAGCAGCUGCCCAGGCUGCGGCCACAGAGGAAGCCCAGGCCCUGGCCAUCCAGGCGGUGUUGCAGGCUGCGCAACAAGCUGUCAUGGCAGGCACUGGGGAGGCCAUGGACACGUCCGAGGGGCCAGGAGCUGUGACACAGGCAGAGCUGAGCCACCUGUCGGCUGAAGGCCAGGAGGGCCAGGCCACCACCAUCCCCAUUGUGCUGACGCAGCAAGAACUGGCCGCCCUGGUGCAGCAGCAGCAGCAGCUGCAAGAGGCCCAGGCCCAGCAGCAGCACCACCACCUGCCCACCGAGGCCCUGGCCCCUGCCGACAGCCUCAAUGACCCAACCAUCGAGGGCAACUGCCUCAGUGAGCUGGCUGGGGCCGUGCCCAGCACCGUGGCCCUACUGCCCUCCACAGCCACUGAGAGCCUGGCUCCUUCCAACACGUUUGUGGCUCCCCAGCCCGUCGUGGGAUCCAGUCCCGCUAAGCUACAGGCUGCUGCUACCCUGACUGAGGUGGCCAAUGGCAUUGAGUCCCUGGGUGUGAAGCCAGAGCUGCCACCCCCGCCCAGCAAAGCCCCCGUGAAGAAAGAGAACCAGUGGUUUGAUGUGGGGGUUAUUAAGGGCACUAAUGUCAUGGUGACACACUAUUUCCUGCCACCAGAUGAUGCUGCCCCGUCUGAUGACGACUCGGGCACUCUUCCAGACUAUAACCAACUGAAGAAGCAUGAACUGCAGCCAGGCACAGCCUACAAGUUUCGUGUCGCUGGGAUCAACGCCUGUGGCCGGGGGCCCUUCAGUGAGAUUUCAGCCUUUAAGACGUGUCUGCCUGGUUUCCCAGGGGCCCCCUGUGCCAUUAAAAUCAGCAAAAGUCCAGAUGGUGCUCACCUCACCUGGGAGCCGCCCUCUGUGACCUCCGGCAAGAUCGUUGAGUACUCGGUGUACCUGGCUAUCCAGAGCUCACAGGCCAGUGCUGAGACCAAGAGCUCCACCCCUGCCCAGCUGGCCUUCAUGCGCGUGUACUGCGGGCCCAGCCCCUCCUGCCUCGUGCAAUCAUCCAGCCUCUCCAACGCCCACAUUGACUACACCACCAAGCCCGCCAUCAUCUUCCGCAUCGCUGCCCGCAACGAGAAAGGCUACGGCCCAGCCACCCAAGUGAGGUGGUUGCAGGAAACCAGUAAAGACAGCCCUGGCACCAAGCCAGCCAGCAAGCGGCCCAUGUCCUCUCCGGAAAUGUAAGAGGGAAGCCCCCUUUGGGGAACCUUCUGAGACUGAGGGUGGGGGGCUCCACUUCUUAAAUGAUGGAGGGGGCUUAACUGGGUAUGAACCCCCACUGGGUACCAGCCAGCAACCUACUGCAAGUCAUAGUGCCAUCAAGAGCCAUGCUAACUACCACUUUCUCUU
Molecule: messenger RNA, 6549 nt
Organism: Myotis davidii
Lineage: Eukaryota; Metazoa; Chordata; Mammalia; Chiroptera; Vespertilionidae
Gene: HCFC1
Product: host cell factor C1
Exons: 28
Coding region: 1-6384 (2127 amino acids)
Biological process (GO): chromatin remodeling; regulation of DNA-templated transcription
Cellular component (GO): histone methyltransferase complex
Molecular function (GO): transcription coactivator activity; protein binding
Source: RefSeq, a predicted model, not a curated record